GCAGAAAGACCGAGUGAACGGAGCAAUAAGACAAAAGUGGACUGAGCCGCAGCAUGGCGCGGCGGGCGUAACUCAGUGCCCGGAUGGUGACGCGGCGGUGCGAGUGCGACCUCCGCCCGCCGGUCUAGCCUUCGCUCGCUUGCCCGCGCCCUGACGCUCCUCUUUCUUCGCGACGAGCGCCCGCCCUCGGCCGCCGCAUGGCCCAGCGCCCACCAUGGUCGACGACUUCGAACUGGAGAUCUUGGAGCUGGAGGAGGAGCAGGCGCGCCGCCGGAGGAGGAGCCGCGUCGUCAGCAGCUUCCGGCGCGAUGUCCCCCGCACGUCCAAGGCGCGGCCGGCGCCCGUCCUGCUCGAUCACGUCAUCGAGGGCUGGGGCUCCAAGGGUGGCGACGUGGGCGGCGAGAAGGGCGUGAGGGCCCCGACGGCGAAGGCCCCCACCAAGAAGACCCCGCCGCUGCACUCCAGCAUCUACGAGACGCUCAACAACCUCUUCAACGCGAGCACGCGGGAAAUCGAAACUGAGCGGCGCAUCAAACCAAACAACCCAGAGUUCAACGCGCAGUUUAAUUAUGCCAAAAACUACAUCAAGACCUCCAAGUACACGCUGCUGAACUUCAUCCCGUACAACCUGUUCGAGCAGUUCCAGCGGCUGGCCAACUUCUACUUCCUGUGCCUGCUGGUGCUGCAGCUGAUCCCCGUCAUCUCGUCGCUCACGCCCGUCACCACCGCCGUCCCGCUCAUCGGUGUGCUCAUGGUCACGGGCAUUAAGGACGCCUACGAUGACUACACCAACCUCAAGUCCAAGCAGUGUCUGCCGGAGACGGAGGAGUUCGGGCAAGAUGUUGGCCGCAUCGGGUCAUUUCAGGGGGAAAUUCGGUGUGAACCCCCGAACAACCAGCUUAAUAAGUUCGAUGGGACCUUGUACUGGGAUAACCAAGCGUAA
Penaeus vannamei (Pacific white shrimp) is the source of this 943-nucleotide messenger RNA. NCBI's taxonomy places the organism in Eukaryota, Metazoa, Arthropoda, Malacostraca, Decapoda, Penaeidae. The record is from RefSeq and is a predicted model, not a curated record.